This is a messenger RNA of Catharus ustulatus (Swainson's thrush), 954 nucleotides long. RefSeq names its product uroporphyrinogen III synthase (gene UROS). Gene Ontology annotation, biological process: uroporphyrinogen III biosynthetic process. The transcript has 10 exons. Lineage: Eukaryota; Metazoa; Chordata; Aves; Passeriformes; Turdidae. Gene Ontology annotation, molecular function: uroporphyrinogen-III synthase activity. The coding region runs from base 145 to 954 and encodes 269 amino acids. The record is from RefSeq and is a predicted model, not a curated record.
CCGGUGGGGAUCGGGCCCCGUGAUCCUGCAGGGCUUUGCCACCCUCAGCGAUCCUGGGACUCUGUGCUUUAAAAACAACAUCUGUCCUGAGCAUCUCCGACAUUAGCAAAACUUACUGGUUCUGCUGCACUUCCUUGGUGAACAAUGAAGGUUCUGCUGCUGAAGGAUCCCAAAGACAAAGAUUCAGGACCAGAUCCAUAUAUUAAAGAAUUAGGAUCAUACAGCUUGGAAGCAACAUUGAUCCCAGUUUUGUCAUUUGAAUUCACCUCUCUUGACAGCUUAUUUGAGAAGCUUUCCCAUCCAGAGUGCUAUGGAGGCCUAGUUUUUACCAGCCCAAGAGCAUUAGAAGCCAUCAAGAUAUGUUUAAAAGAGAAGAGUAAAAAAGAAGCCUGGUCAAAAUCUCUUAAACAAAUGUGGAAUAUCAAACCAACAUAUGUGGUAGGAAAAGCUACAGCUUCUUUAGUGGAAGAAAUUGGUCUGAUUCCACAAGGAGAAAAGGCUGGAAAUGCUGAGAAAUUAGCUGAAUAUAUUUGUUCAAGAGAGAAACCCAAUUCCUCAGCUCUCCUAUUUCCUUGUGGAGCCCUGAAAAGAGAAGUGCUUCCUACAGUGCUUAGAGAAAAAGGCAUACCCCUGGAGAGCCUCACUGUUUAUCAGACCACCCAACACCCUGAUCUGCAGGAAUCUCUGAGCAGUUACUUCUCCCAACAGGGGAUCCCUGCGAGCGUCGCCUUCUUCAGCCCAUCCGGUGUCAAAUUCUGCCUCCAGCACAUCCAGAAGCUUUCAGGGGAUUUGAUCAACCAAGUCAAGUUCACUGCCAUCGGCCCCAGCACAGCGGAGGCGCUGCAGGGCGCGGGGAUCGCCGUCAGCUGCACUGCAGGGAGCCCCACACCCCAGGACCUGGCUGCUGCCAUCCACACAGCCCUGCACCCACACAACUACUCUGUGCCCCACUGA